AUGUCUCCCUCUCAGAAAGAACUCCAACAAUUCUACAUUGGCAAGGACAUUGGGGAUGUCCCCAAGCCCGCCGCCGUCCUGGACGUGGGGCUCAUUCGACGCCACUGUGAGACAAUGCUGAGCACAAUCAAGAAGCUCGAUGUCGGAUUCAGAGCCCAUAUCAAGUCUCACAAGACGCCAGAGAUCGCCCGGCUACAAAUUGGGGACAUCAAUGAUGCCAAUUUCAUUGCUUCCACUACCUUGGAAAUCGAAAUGAUGAUCCCUCUUCUUUUGGAUUUGAAAAAACAGGGUCGGAACGUCAACAUUCUCUACGGGAUCCCUCUCGUUCCAUCUCAGGUCCCACAUCUAGCCAGCGCUGCCCGCCAACUGGGCAAGAACAGCAUAUCGGUGAUGAUCGACCACCCCGAUCAAGUCCCAUCCUUGGAACAAUUGGCCUCCCUGGCGGGUGUGCCGGCGUGUGUCUUUAUCAAAGUCGACACAGGCUACCACCGUGCCGGAUUGCCUCCUGUCUCGCUCAACAAGCAAGGUUUGCUGGAGAAGCUGGUCUCCGCAGAACAAUCCGGCAACGCGAACAUCCUUGGAUUAUACUCCCACAGCAGCUUGAGCUAUAGUGGAACGACCCCCGAGCAAGCGAUGGGUCACUUGAUCAGUGAGAUCCAAGGUUGCAAGGAUGCCCUGCAGAAGAAUCUGGAUCUCCUCCCCAAGCGAGAUUUGGUAAUCAGUGUCGGCGCCACGCCCCAAGUUGUUUCAUCUCAGAAUCUCCUCCUCAGCAAAACUUCCUGUUCAGAAGCACAAGAACUGAAGGCCUUGCUCAGCGAGACAAAUGUCGAACUUCACGCGGGUGUAUAUCCGAUUCUGGACAUGCAGCAGUUCUCAACACACGCCAGCGCAGAGUCAGGGAGCCUCGAUAAUGAAAUUGCCAUCUCAGUACUCGCAGAAGUAUGCAGUGUUUACAACGAUGGUGAACGCGAGAAGCCAGAGGCACUCGUGGCUGCAGGAACACUCGCUCUGGGCCGGGAGCCAUGUCCCAGCUACCCGGGUUGGGGAGUUAUUGCGCCCUGGCGGCUCGAUCAGCAGGAUGCUGCUGCUUCAGACAAGAUGAUUCUUGCUCGGAUCAGUCAAGAGCAUGCUAUUGUAACAUGGAACAGUGAGACACAGGCGAAGAUUCCUCUUCGUGUUGGACAGGUUGUCAAAGUCUAUCCCAACCAUGCAUGCGUGACUGGCGCAUACUACGGUUGGUACUUUGUUGUGGACUCUGAUCAGGAUGCCGAGGCCUCUCGGAUUGUGGAUGUUUGGGUCCGGGGUCCGGGGUGUGGAAUGAGGGCCUGGUAG
Molecule: messenger RNA, 1332 nt
Organism: Penicillium olsonii
Lineage: Eukaryota; Fungi; Ascomycota; Eurotiomycetes; Eurotiales; Aspergillaceae
Source: the annotation of a GenBank genome assembly